This is a messenger RNA of Protopolystoma xenopodis, 492 nucleotides long. NCBI's taxonomy places the organism in Eukaryota, Metazoa, Platyhelminthes, Monogenea, Polystomatidea, Polystomatidae. The record is from the annotation of a GenBank genome assembly.
AUGAUAACAGAGCUGCAUAGUACUAUCGGUCGCGUCAGUCUUGAUCUGAUUGACCGUCGUUCUGACCUAGAGACGCAACUAAGCCUGGCCAGCGACCUCCUUAGAGACACUGUGCGAGUCCUUGAUGGUCGCACCGACAUGGAAGUGUUAAUCUCACGCAGUGAUCUACAGUCAAAACUGGCACGUGUCGAUGAACUGGCAGGAGACGAGUUUGGCCGGCCCAUCGUCUACUCACCGGGUGGUGUGUCAGGUCCGGCCCGGCACUGUGACUUAACAUUUGAUCGCGAACUCGUCUUUCAACCGGGCACACUGAGCCUAGCAAGACUAGCCAGCGAGAGUCAAGAGAAAACAGAGUUAGAAUCUCCCGAAAUUACGGAGACCAAAGAAGACACGCCUGAGGAGGUGGCGCUUUUAUCUGAUGUCGCGGGGCCGACGGAAGAUGAAGUCAGGUCCGUGAAACUUGCUAGUUUACAAAGAAAUAAUGUCUUAUAG